Messenger RNA from Petromyzon marinus (sea lamprey), 921 nucleotides. RefSeq names its product thioredoxin domain-containing protein 12-like. Gene Ontology annotation, cellular component: endoplasmic reticulum. The record is from RefSeq and is a predicted model, not a curated record. Lineage: Eukaryota; Metazoa; Chordata; Hyperoartia; Petromyzontiformes; Petromyzontidae.
GGGAUCGCGACAUUUCGCGCCCUUAAAACGCCGCUUCCGCUCUUGCUCAGGCGAAGUUUUUUUUAAAUCGAAGAGCAAACGGAGGAACGCCUCGACGCGCCUCGUAAACAAUAAAGAUGCUGCUGCUGCUGUUGCUUGUGGUGCCGACGAUGUUGCUUCUCCCGUGGGGAUCUGCGACCGACGUGCAGGAAGGGAACCGGGGCCGCGGAUUUGGAGAGCACAUUAACUGGCGGCCGUACGAUGACGCGCUAAAGGAGGCGAAGGCCAGCGGACUGCCCAUAAUGCUCAUCGUGCACAAGUCCUGGUGUGGUGCGUGCAAAGCUCUGAAGCCGAAGUUUGCGCUGUCGAAAGAGAUCGCCGAGCUGAGCCACAACUUUGUGAUGGUGAACGUGGAGGAUGAGGACGAGCCGGAGGCACCGGAGUUCAGUCCGGACGGCGGCUACAUCCCCCGAAUCCUCUUCCUCGACAUGGACGGGAAGGUGCAUCCGGAGAUUAUUAACGAGGACGGCAACCCCAAGUACAAGUACUUCUACAGCUCGCCCAGCCAGGUGCUGGCGUCCAUGUCGGAGGCCGAGAAGAAACUCACGGGCGACACGAAGCGGCGCGACGAGCUCUGACACCAACGCUGCGGAGAGGGCCUGAGCCUGCACUCACGCGUACACAAGCGUGCACACGCAUAGACAAGCGUGCACACGCGUGCACAAGCGUGCACACGCGUACACGUUCACGUAUAAACACGUACACACGCAUACGCUUUCACGUAUAAACUCAUGCACAUAUGCACACUCGUACACGUACGCAUUCACGUAUAAACCCAUACACACACAUACAUGUAAACCCAUACACGCGCACAAAGACAAAUGCAAGGAUCCCCCUCCGUAUAGCCGUAACAGACUGUUGGGGCAAGCGCUGUUAGCGAAC